CUUUUCUUUCUGCUGCGAAUCAUUCCGCCACAAGCGGACGAGCCUGUGCUGGCCUUGCGGAAGCCCAGCCGGGGCCUCAGAAUUUGGAUGAGAUCGUGUGAGACCAUCCACCCGAGGAAGCCAGCAAAGUGGCUAGAACCCGCCAUACGCCUGCAGAAUCACAAUUGCUGUUCUAAGCCACUACGUUUCAGGUGACUUGUUGAGCAGCAAACAAGAGCUGACGAACCUGAAGUCAGAAAAUGCUAGCGGAAGAAACAGGACCCAGAACUCCAUUGGAAAAUGGGGUAUACAGACUUCGAGGAUGCCAGACAAAGAGAUCAUUUGAAAUAUUGUUGUCACUAAGCCUUCUUUGAUCAAGACACCAUGAGCUCAUGCACACAUGGAGGAGAAUUGCUUCUCCUGACUGACAGUCAAGGAAGAACCUGGAAAUGCUCAGUGCUUUCAGAUUUUGACUAAAGACUACAACAUCAACUUUUUACUGAAUUUGCAGUCAGAUGGCCUGUUCUACAAAUUUCAGACUCGCCAGACCCUAUAAUCACGACCUGGUUCUCUGAAGACAGUGUCUGCAGUGAAGCUGAGUCCUCUCUCUCCCAGGCCCUAGUGUCUACCUCUAAUUUAUUCCUGAUGAAUGACAGCAAGUUCACAGUCUCAGGUGUGAAAGGAGGGACCUGGUGAGCGGUGAUUAGAUCAUGCAGGUUGGUGAGAGGUGAUUGGAUCAUGGAGGUGGUUUCCCGAACAAUCUGUUCUCGUGACAGCCGCUCUGGUACCGUUUAUUUAAACUAUGCAACCAUCUGGCCCAGGUGCCCUAGAGAUUGAUUAGCAGCACAAGGCCACCACAAGCACAACCGCCACCCGGCCAUCCCAGCUAUUUCCUGCAGCAUUCUAGACAUCAUGGCGUCCGAGGGUGGGUCCAACCGGCUUCGCGUGUUCGGGAGAUAAUGCACUCUUCGCAGUGGAAUCUUCUCGGGGCCUCGAGCGUUGCCCGCCCAUUAGGUGGCGCCGGGUCCCUCGAGCAGGUCGCUCAACAACUCCCGCCCAGCAGCCGCCCUUACUGCGCGCGCGCAGACCCCGGCGUCUACUUCCGGUGUGGCCCAGGCCGGGUCCGCAGAACCAGCUAUGUCGGCCUACGGCAUGCCCAUGUACAAGAGCGGGGACCUGGUGUUUGCCAAGUUAAAGGGCUAUGCCCACUGGCCGGCGCGGAUAGAGCACAUGACCCAGCCCAACCGCUACCAGGUGUUUUUCUUCGGGACCCACGAGACGGCCUUCCUGAGUCCCAAACGCCUGUUCCCGUACAAGGAGUGCAAGGAGAAGUUCGGCAAGCCCAACAAGAGGCGCGGCUUCAGCGAGGGGCUGUGGGAGAUCGAGAACAACCCCACAGUCCAGGCCGCCGACUGCCCAUUAGCCUUGGAGAAGGGCGGCGGAGACGGGCCCUGGCCGGAGCUUGAGGCCGCGGAGGGCGACGCGGACAAGCCGACUCACGCUGAUGGCGGCGGCGACGACGUGGGGAAGCCGCACGACGACAAGCCCGCUGAGGAGGAGAAGGAGGAGAAGGAGGAGAAGGGGCCGCUGAAGAGGAGCGCGGGGGACCCGCCGGAGGACGCCCCCAAACGACCCAAGGAAGCAGCCCCCGACCAAGAGGAGAAGGAGGAGAAGGAGGAGGCGGAGGAGGCGGAGGAGGCGGAGGCGGCGGCGGCGGCCUUCGACGAGGAGAGUCCGCUCCUCGUGGCGGUGGAGAACGGCAGCGCCCCUAGCGAGCCCGGCCUGGCCUGCGAGCCGCCUCAGCCAGAGGAGGAGGAGCUCCGGGAGGAAGAAGUUGCCGACGAGGAGGCCUCCCAGGAGUGGCAUGCCGAGGCACCGGGCAGCGGAGAUCGCGACAGCGUGUAGUUACCAGCGUUUCCAGAAGAGCCCCUGCCCUGUUCCUGCUGCGGCCCGGUUGUUCUUGGGGAAUCUGGCCAUGGCCUGCAAACUGGGACUGCCUUUCCCCCUCCCCAGCCCGUCCUCCUCCAACCUACACUCCCUUGCCCUGCCCGGCCCCUGGAUGGCAGAUCACCUGACUCUCACCUCUGUGCCCCCACGCCUCUGUGAUCUGAGUCAGGGCCUCAGUUCCCUCCCUGGGGUAAAGUGAGGCCACCAU
This is a messenger RNA of Cercocebus atys (sooty mangabey), 2134 nucleotides long. It is a transcript of the gene HDGFL1, whose product is annotated as hepatoma derived growth factor-like 1. The coding region runs from base 1117 to 1884 and encodes 255 amino acids. The transcript has 7 exons. Gene Ontology annotation, molecular function: transcription coregulator activity; double-stranded DNA binding. Gene Ontology annotation, cellular component: nucleus. The record is from RefSeq and is a predicted model, not a curated record. NCBI's taxonomy places the organism in Eukaryota, Metazoa, Chordata, Mammalia, Primates, Cercopithecidae. Gene Ontology annotation, biological process: regulation of transcription by RNA polymerase II.